Gossypium raimondii (Peruvian cotton) is the source of this 327-nucleotide messenger RNA. Its product is annotated as peroxisomal membrane protein 13-like. Bases 1 to 327 code for a protein of 108 amino acids. The record is from RefSeq and is a predicted model, not a curated record. Gene Ontology annotation, biological process: protein import into peroxisome matrix, docking. NCBI's taxonomy places the organism in Eukaryota, Viridiplantae, Streptophyta, Magnoliopsida, Malvales, Malvaceae. The transcript is spliced from 2 exons. Gene Ontology annotation, cellular component: peroxisomal importomer complex; peroxisome; peroxisomal membrane.
AUGGGUGGAUAUGGGAUGGGAGGCAUGGGUCUAUAUGGUGAGCAAGAUUCAAAUAAUCCCUUUGGUGCUCCACCAUCUCCUCUAGGGUUUUGGAUUUCCUUCCUCCGUGUACUUUUUGAUCGCACAGGAGUAUUGUAUGGGGAAAUAGCUAGAUUUGUGUUAAGAUUGCUCGCUAUCAAAACAAAACCCCGAAAGAUCAAUCAGCCAGGACCCGGCAGAGUCCUAGGACCCCAUAACCAUCAUGGGAAUCAAAACUAUAUUGACGCUUCAAAGGCUGCUCCAAGUGUUGCAUGGGACAACAUAUGGGGAGAAAACAUUAGUGCUUAG